AAGAGUAACUGCAACUCUCACUUCUCUGCUUCAUCACUCACUAACUCAAACUCAAAUAGGGGGUGUAGAAAGUAGAAAUAUCUGAUUCUUACUAAAAAAACAUUGCGAUUCACAAAAUGGAGCUUAGUAAAGUGACAUUAGAGAUAUUCACAAAACUUGAACAACAAUGGCUUUCAGUUUCACAAUGUGGAGCCACUUCCAAAACCCGCAUACUAAGCAUUGACGGCGGAGGAACCACCGCCAUUGUCUCCGGUGCGGCCUUAAUCCAUCUCGAGGACCAGAUCCGUUCACAAACCAAAGAUCCUCACGCUCAAAUCACUGAUUACUUUGACAUCAUCACAGGUACUGGCAUUGGCGCCAUACUCGCUGCUAUGAUCACCGCUGAUGACGGCUUUGGUAGGCCUCUCUACACUGCUAGAGAGGCUGUUACUUUCAUCGCCGAUAAGAAUGAUGAACUAUACAAACCGAAGUCUGUAGGCGUUUUCCGCCGGAGACGAGGGUUCUCUUCCAGAAGUAUGGAGAGAUUGUUGAAGAAAGUGUUUCAAAGCAAAGAAAAUGAGGGAAAAUCGUUGACGUUAAAGGACACGUGUAAGCCUUUGCUUAUCCCUUGCUUUGAUCUCAAGACUUCAGCACCGUUCGUUUUCUCACGAGCAGACGCGUCCGAGUCACCGAGUUUCAACUUCGAGCUAUGGAAGGUCUGUCGCGCCACGUCAUCGACUCCAGGUCUCUUCAAACCCUUCCAGUUCGCUUCUGUAGACGGUAAAACCUCUUGCUCAGCCGUGGACGGUGGUCUUGUGAUGAACAAUCCGGCGGCAGCGGCUGUCACACAUGUUCUCCACAACAAGCGUGAUUUUCCAUCGGUGAACAGCGUGGAGGAUCUGAUGGUUCUGUCGAUCGGAAACGGAGCGCCGGCGAAUAGAGUGCGUGAUGUCCGUGAAUGCUCGACGUCGACGGUGGUUGACAUUGCUCUCGACGGUGUUUCGGAAACCAUUGAUCAGAUGAUGGGAAACGCCUUCAGUUGGAACCGUACUGACUACGCCAGAAUUCAGGCUUAUAAUUUAGGAGAAAAGGGAAUGGAGGUGUUGAAGGAGAGAGUGUUGGAGUCGUUGCCGUUUGGUGGGAAGCGGUUACUAGAAGAAACAAACGGUAACAGAAUUGAGAGAUUUGUGCAACGUCUUGUUGCUACGGGAAAGUCUAGUUUACCACCUAGUCCUUGUAAGGUUACGCCGUUAGUUUCUUGCUAACGGUCUUUUUUAGCUGUAUUAUUUUGACGUGUAAGUUGUAACUUGUAUUAAGAUCAGUUUUUUUUUUAA
Vicia villosa (hairy vetch) is the source of this 1313-nucleotide messenger RNA. RefSeq names its product probable inactive patatin-like protein 9. The transcript has 2 exons. Gene Ontology annotation, biological process: lipid metabolic process. The record is from RefSeq and is a predicted model, not a curated record. The coding region runs from base 117 to 1244 and encodes 375 amino acids. Lineage: Eukaryota; Viridiplantae; Streptophyta; Magnoliopsida; Fabales; Fabaceae.